GGAGAAAAGGUGGGGGGAGCUCAAUUUCCCACUUGCCAACAGCAGAUAAAAAAGUGGGGAGGGACCUCUUCUGUCACAGCCUAUGUAGAUUAACCUUUCAAUUAGCUGUUAUCAGGUCCUGUGUCUUAGCACCAGUCCUCCCAAUCUGCGUCCGCCCGCACCGGGGAGGCUGGAGGUCUGGGGUGGGUUUCUGUUUUAAUUUCUAAAUUAAUGAUAAUUGCUCGCGUGGCUCCCCUCCCCCGCCGAGAGCUGAACGCGUGUGUCUGAUCUGCCCGUCCACCUUUUAGUAUUUUGAAGUGAGAAGAGGAGCCCCGCGGAGGAGGAGGAGGAGGGGAGACAAGGUUGCAACAAACUUUCUUUUAAGGAGGUACCAGUGUCAUCACAGAUGAACCCCUUCUACAUUUCAGUAACAUAAUUGGGAAAUUUCAGUCAGCAGGUAUUUCUCUGCUUUUUCCGACUCCUCAGGGUGGAUAUUUUUGCCAUGUGUCCAAGCAGUGUGUGGAAUCCUUUCAUUUGUGUUUGAGGUGUGAACAACCUCUGAAAGAUCUGCUAAAAGGAUAAGGAGGAACCUCUAUGGGUAACUCUUGGCUGGAAACAAUUACUGGUCAACCAUGGUAAAACUUGCCAACCCUCUUUAUACGGAGUGGAUUCUGGAAGCUAUACAAAAAGUUAAAAAGCAAAAGCAAAGGCCUUCUGAAGAGAGAAUAUGUCAUGCUGUUUGUGCUUCCCAUGGAUUAGAUAAGAAGACUGUUUCAGAACAGCUGGAACUUAGCGUUCAAGAUGGUUCUAUUCUUAAAGUCACUAACAAAGGUCUUGCAUCCUACAAGGACCCAGAUAAUCCUGGACGGUUUUCAUGUGUUAAACCUGGCACUAUUCCUAAAUCUGUUAAGGGAUCUAGAGGAGCUUGUAAUGAGCUCCGUAAUGUGGAUUGGAAUAAACUCUUGAGAAGAGCAAUUGAAGGGCUUCAAGAACCUAAUGGCUCCUCCCUGAAAAACAUAGAAAAGUAUUUGAGAAGUCAAAAUGACCUAGCAAGUAUUUUCAACAAUCCUGCCUUUCAGCAGAGGUUGCGGCUGGGGGCCAAACGUGCUGUGAACAAUGGGAGGUUACUGAAGGAUGGUCCUCAGUAUAGAGUCAAUUAUGGCAGUUUGGAAAACAAAGGAGCUCCAAAAUACUCCAGCACCUUCCCAGCUUCCCUUCCACCUGUCAGCUUAUUACCCCAUGAAAAAGACCAGCCACGAGCUGAUCCCAUCCCAAUAUGUAGCUUUUGCUUGGGAACGAAAGAAUCAAAUCGUGAAAAAAAACCAGAAGAGCUCUUGUCUUGUGCAGAUUGUGGCAGCAGUGGACAUCCAUCAUGUCUGAAAUUCUGUCCUGAGUUAACAACAAAUGUGAAGGCAUUGAGGUGGCAAUGUAUUGAAUGCAAGACAUGCAGUGCAUGUAGGAUCCAAGGCAAAAAUGCAGAUAACAUGCUUUUUUGCGACUCCUGUGAUAGAGGGUUCCACAUGGAGUGCUGUGACCCGCCACUAUCCCGAAUGCCAAAAGGGAUGUGGAUUUGCCAGGUCUGUAGACCAAAGAAGAAAGGGAGAAAGCUGCUUCAUGAGAAAGCCGCACAAAUAAGGAGACGAUACGCAAAACCUAUUGGACGACCGAAAAAUAAAUUAAAGCAACGAAUGUUGUCUGUAACCAGUGAUGAAGGAUCCGUGAAUGCAUUCACAGGAAGGGGGUCACCUGGUAGGGGUCAAAAGACUAAAGUGUGUACCACACCUUCAUCUGGUCAUGCUGCAUCUGUGAAGGAUUCAAGCAGCAGGUUGCCUGUUACAGACCCCACUCGGCCUGGUGCCACCACCAAAAUCACCACCACCUCCACCUACAUAUCUGCCUCUACACUUAAAGUUAACAAGAAAACCAAAGGUCUCAUUGAUGGCCUUACUAAGUUCUUUACACCAUCACCUGAUGGUCGCAGAUCACGAGGUGAAAUAAUAGACUUUUCAAAGCACUAUCGUCCAAGGAAAAAGGUCUCUCAGAAACAGUCAUGCACUUCUCUUGUGUUGGCUACAGGUACCACACAAAAGCUAAAACCUCCACCUUCUUCACUUCUACCCCCAAUCCCCAUCUCUGGUCAGAGCUCCAGUUCUCAAAAAUCCAGCACUUUGACUUCUUCUAACUCUCCCCAAAGUUCUUCCAGUCAGUCAAGCAUACCCUCCUUUAGUAGCCUUCCUAGUAGCAGUCAGCUAAAGGGACUCUUUGAUGGACUCUCUCAUAUCUAUACCACUCAUGAACAGUCUCGAAAAAAGAGUCACCCAAGCUAUGCACCCCACAAGCACUUGUGUAGUAAACCAGAAUUAUCUUCCACAUCAACAUCUAAUAGUUGUUUCUAUGGAAAGAAAGAGGUUAGGAGUAGGUUUGUGUCUCAUGCCUGUGCCUCUGGAUGGGGUGUGUCUAGGGGACAUGCUUUUAAAGCAAUUUCUCACCUCAAGAGAACAGCUUUCUUUAAAAAGCACAGAAUUCUAGGCAGAUUAAAGUAUAAAAUGACCCCUCAGAUGGGGACCCCCUCACCAGGGAAGGGGAGCUUGACAGACGGAAGGAUUAAACCUGAUCAGGAUGAUGAUACUGAAAUCAAACUAAGCAUCAAACAAGAAAAUACGGAUGUAUUUCUGUUGGGAAGCAAGGACACUGUUACACAGGAGGAUUUGGAAGUGUUUAAGCAGGCCCGAGAACUUUCCCUGGAGAAAAUUGGGUGUAAAAACACUGGUGAAACAAGUGGGCGAUACCCUUCAGUGAUUGAGUUUGGAAAAUAUGAGAUCCAGACCUGGUACUCUUCACCUUACCCACAGGAAUAUGCAAGAUUACCAAAGCUUUACCUGUGUGAAUUCUGUCUUAAAUACAUGAAAAGUAAAAACAUUUUGUUAAGGCACUCAGAGAAAUGUGGCUGGUUUCAUCCUCCAGCCAAUGAAAUCUACAGGAGAAAUGACCUUUCAGUAUUUGAGGUUGAUGGAAAUGUGAGCAAAAUUUAUUGUCAGAAUCUUUGUUUGUUAGCUAAGCUCUUUCUGGACCACAAAACCUUGUAUUAUGAUGUUGAACCAUUCCUCUUCUAUGUCCUUACAAAAAAUGAUGAGAAAGGCUGCCAUUUAGUUGGAUAUUUCUCUAAGGAAAAGCUUUGCCAGCAGAAGUACAAUGUCUCCUGCAUAAUGAUCAUGCCCCAAUACCAAAGGCAAGGAUUUGGAAGGUUUCUCAUUGAUUUCAGUUAUUUACUUUCUAGAAGAGAGGGUCAAGCAGGAUCCCCUGAAAAGCCAUUGUCUGAUCUGGGUCGUCUCUCCUACCUGGCUUAUUGGAAAAGUGUCAUAUUGGAAUACCUGAACUGUCACCAUGAAAAACAAAUCAGUAUCAAAGGAAUGAGCCGAGCUACUGGAAUGUGUCCACAUGAUAUUGCCACAACCCUGCAGCAACAUAGCAUGAUAGAUAAAAGAGAAGAUAGAUUUGUAAUUAUUAGAAGGGAAAAGCUGAUUUCAAGUCAUAUGGAGAAACUGAAAGCGAAUCCACGUAUCAAUGAAGUAGAUCCUGAAAGCUUGAGAUGGACUCCUUUGUUAGUUUCUAAUGCUGCAGUUUCUGAAGAAGAGAGGGAAGCAGAAAAGGAGGCUGAGCGUCUUAUGGAACAAGCUAGCUGCUGGGAAAAGGAAGAGCAAGAAAUAUUCUCCACAAGAACUAAUAGUAGGCAAUCACCUGCAAAAGUACAAUCUAAAAAUAAAUAUUUACGAUCUCCAGAAAGUGUGGUCGUGGUGGGGGAGCGAGGGCAAUCCACAGAACAAUCUAAAGAAAGCAGUGAGGAGGAUGGCGGGGAUGAGAAUCAACAGAGUUCGCCUCCCCGGCUGACAAAGCCCCAGUCCCUGGCCAUGAAGAGAAAGAGACCUUUCAUACUGAAAAAGAAAAGGGGCCGUAAACGCAGAAGGAUAAACAGCAGUGUUACAACAGAGACAAUUUCUGAAACAACCGAGGUGUUGAAUGAGCCAUUUGAUAACUCAGAUGAGGAGCGUCCCAUGCCACAGCUGGAACCCACCUGUGAGAUGGAUGGAGAAGAUGAUGACUUGAAGCCUGUGAUUAGAAAAGCUUUUGAGUAUCAACCCGGGCAGCAGAAACAGGAGGAAGAAGAGCAGAAUAAGGAGGAGAAAGAUAUUCGUUGUUACAGGCGUGAUGAAAAUUGUACAGAUAAUACAGAGGAUGUAGCUGUGUUGGAAGAAAGCACUAAAGACAAUCUUGAACCUUUAAAGAGUAAGCAGGGUUGGCCCAAAGGAGUUAAACGUGGUCCAUCUAAAUGGAGACAGAGCAAAGAAAGAAAACCUGGCUUUAAGCUUAAUUUGUACACUCCACCUGAGACUCCCAUGGAGCCUGACUAUCAGGUGCUGGUGGAAGAACAAAAGGAAGUAGCUGAAGACAAGCCCUGUUCCGUUCCCCCUGUUACUGAGGAAGCUGUUAAAGAACCUGUUGAAGCAUUACCACCACCAGCUGAUGAGGCAAAAGAAGUAGAACCUGAACCUCUACAUCCACCCAGUGAGCCCUUUGAAAAACAAGAAAAUGAUACUAUGAAAGCUGGGGAAGAAGAAAGGAGCAUAGAAGAAGAUGGAAUCAGUUCAAAAGAUCAAGAAAAAGACAAAGCAGAAGAAGUUUUUGUGCAGAAAGAGGAGUCUGUGCAUUUGGAUGAUCAGGAGGAAGAGGAGGAGGAGGAUGAAGAACCUUCUCACAAUGAGGAUCAUGAUGCAGAUGAUGAAGAUGAUAGUCACAUGGGUUCAACAGAAGUGGAGAAAGAGGAAUUGCCUGGUGAAGCUUUCAAAGAAAUGCUGGAAACUCAGCAAUCUUUUUUAGACGUAAAUGUUCAAACUGGUAAUUCAAAUCAGGAGGAGUUAAUGGAUUGUGGUGUUGACCUUGCAGCUGAUGAGUGUGCAAGUGACCAGAAAGAACUUGCUACAGAUUCAGACCCAGUGCCUGAAUCUGAUGAUGAUCAUGCAGACAACAACCAGGACCAAAAAGCUGCUGAAGAAUUACAUUCCGAUUUCAAGGGCGAAAGUACUGAGACCAUGGAGAUUGACUCAGAGACAGUUCAGGCAGUACAGUCUCUAACCCAAGAAACAAGUGAACAUGAAGAUACAUUUCAGGACUGUGCAGAGACUCAAGAGGCCUGUAGAAGUUUGCAGAACUAUGCCCACAACGACCAAAGUCCCCAGAUGACCACACUGGAUGACUGUCAGCAGUCUGACCACAGCAGCCCGGUUUCAUCUGUGCACUCUCACCCCAGCCAGUCAGUUCGCUCUGUUAAUAGUCCAAAUGUUGCUCCUUUAGAGAACAGCUACGCUCAGAUCAGCCCAGAUCAAAGUGCCAUUUCUGUGCCGUCUCUGCAGAACAUGGAGACCAGCCCAAUGAUGGAUGUUCCCUCAGUUUCUGAUCAUUCACAGCAGGUUGUGGAUAGUGGGUUUAGUGACUUAGGAAGUAUUGAGAGCACAACAGAAAACUAUGAAAACCCAAGCAGUUACGAUUCUACAAUGGGUAGUAGUAUCUGUGGAAACAACUCUUCUCAAAACAGUUGCUCAUACAGCAGCCUUACAUCUAGUAACCUAACACAGAGUAGCUGUGCAGUGACCCAGCAGAUAUCUAACAUUAAUGGAAGCUGCAGUAUGAUGCAACAAGCAAACAUCAAUUCUCCUCCCACUUGUAAUGUAAAAUCUCCCCAAGGUUGUGUUGUUGAAAGGCCUCCAAGCGGCAACCAACAGUUAUCCCAGUGCAGCAUGGCUGCUAAUUUCACUCCACCUAUGCAGUUGACUGAAAUCCCCGAGACUAGCAAUGCCAACAUUGGAUUAUAUGAAAGAAUGGGGCAGAGUGAAUUUGGAGCAGGGCAUUACUCACAGCCAUCUGCCACCUUCAGCCUUGCUAAACUGCAACAGUUAACUAAUACGCUUAUGGAUCAUUCUUUGCCUUACAGCCAUUCAGCUGCUGUAACUUCCUAUGCAAACAGUGCCUCUUUGUCUGCCCCCUUAAGUAACACAGGGCUUGUUCAGCUUUCUCAGUCUCCACAUGCUGUUCCUGGAGGACCCCAAGCACAGGCUACCAUGACCCCUCCCCCGAACCUUACUCCUCCUCCCAUGAAUUUGCCACCUCCCCUUUUGCAGCGUAAUAUGACUUCAUCGAAUAUUGGAAUAUCCCACACCCAAAGACUGCAGACUCAGAUGGCCAGCAAAGGUCAUGUCUCUGUAAGAACCAAAUCCACACCUCUGCCACCUGCUGCUGCAGCCCAUCAACCACAAAUUUAUGGGCGAGCUUCACAGACUGUGGCCAUGCAAGGGCCUGCACGGACCUUAACAAUGCAGCGUGGCAUGAACAUGAGUGUAAAUUUGAUGCCAGCCCCUGCUUAUAAUGUCAAUUCAGUGAACAUGAAUAUGAAUACCCUUAAUGCUAUGAAUGGUUACAGUAUGUCCCAGCCAAUGAUGAAUAGUGGGUAUCACAGUAAUCAUGGGUAUAUGAAUCAAACCCCUCAGUACCCUAUGCAGAUGCAGAUGGGAAUGAUGGGAACUCAGCCAUAUGCACAGCAGCCAAUGCAGACAGCACCCCACAGUAACAUGAUGUACACUCCUCCGGGCCACCAUGGCUACAUGAACACAGGCAUGUCCAAACAGUCUCUCAAUGGAUCCUACAUGAGAAGGUAGGCCCGUGGGAGAGACACGCUACCAAACCGGCGUAUGGGAUUGAUCUGCACAAAUACCUUUGGAGAGUACGAUUUCAAAACCAGCAAUUGGUGUGAAUGCAAAAACAUUUGUUGGCACCAUUUAAAAGCUGUAUGCAGCAGAAAGCCUUAUACAAGUUUUUCUUUAUUUCACGCUUUGUUGGUUUUUUCUUUUUUUUUUCCUUUGGUUUUGUUUUGUUCUGUUUUGGGGUUUUUUGUUUAUUUUUUUAACAUUGUGAGAUUUAACUUCUCUUUGGGGGGAAUUAGGUGGUUUUUGUUUAUUUCAUUGAGCUUGAAGUUCUCUGGAAAGGAAGAACUCUUUCUAUGAACUGCAAUUACACAGCAGCUGAUGGUUCAGAGCCAUUUUAUGUGCCUGCUCCCAUUAAAAAUGUGGAUAAAUAGACUCCAAAACUAUCAGACAGUACUGGAUCAUGAGUUUUUUCUCUCUCCUUUCCCCACAUGUAAAUGCCUUUUAGCAGUUCUUUUAUUGUAUUAUUUUGUUUCUGAAGGUGACACUUCUGCAUGCCGCUAAUGUCUUUGUUAGUGACAGUGCAUUUUGUAGUACUGUACAAGUGUUGUGCUUAACAGUAAGCCAUUUCUUAAUUUUUUUGCCUUGAUUAGGUUACCCUAGUUUGAGGGGUAAAAAAACCAGAACUAUAUUUUUGUUAAUUAUAAAACUUGUAAAAAUAAUAAAAAAAAGCUGCAAAAGCUAUUCACAUUUUGGUUAGUUCAAAGGGUUUUAUUGCUGUAUGUUUAGUGUAAAGUUGAGACUCUUUUCCAUUUUUGUGACCAGUUUCUUUGGGGCUGGGUAGGAAAAAAGGCAGCUUUCUGUUUUAUAAAAACUUAUGGUUUUUUGUUGAUUGAAACAUCUCAGUGUUUAUUUGUCAAGUUUUGAAACAUUUUCGUAUAUGUCCAAAUACUUGGCAGGAUUUAAAAAAAAAAGUAGUGAAUUUGGUGUAAAGUUGCUAUUUUAUGGAAAUGCCUCUAACUUUACAUUUUCAUUCCAUCUGUAGAUUUUUCUAUCUUUAUAAAAUAUUGGAGUUAUUUUUUAAGGGAAAAAAUAGAGCAGUAGCGUGUGAAUAGCUCAAACUAAGCUUACAGAUCGCAUGUAAAAAGGCAAAAGUUAUUUGUGUCUGUUUAUAUUGCUUCCUUUUUUGUAGCCUUUGUACCUGUACAGAGUGACUGUAAGGGCCGAACAGAAGAGGCUUGAUACAUGUAAAAAUAGGACCCAGUGACACUCUUGUAUUUAUCUGUUAUCUUUUUAGUCAGUCACUUAAAAAAAAUACCCACAAAAGACCCACCCAAGCAACAAAAAUAAAAACUGCAAAAAACUACACCCCCCCCCAAGCUGUACAUUUUAACAUAAAAUAAAUUAUGAUGAGCCAUUUUUAGCCUCUUGUGUCUUGUCAUAGUUUGAUGUUGCAUGGGAAUUACCUCCUGAAACAGUGUUUGUUAUGGUGCUCUCACGUGCUUGAUCUAAAGCCCAUUACAGUUGGUGGGGUUUGGAUUAGGCUGUUUAGAGCUUAAGUGUAGGUUACUCAUCAUAAUUACAUCCACCUUGUGAAAAUAAAGAAUACCUAAGAUUAUUUUUUUUAAUAAUCUUAAUAAAAUAUUGAAUAAAUAUGUAUUUAGUACCUUACAA
Vidua chalybeata is the source of this 8345-nucleotide messenger RNA. It is a transcript of the gene KAT6B, whose product is annotated as lysine acetyltransferase 6B. The record is from RefSeq and is a predicted model, not a curated record. Bases 612 to 6686 code for a protein of 2024 amino acids. Gene Ontology annotation, biological process: nucleosome assembly; regulation of DNA-templated transcription. NCBI's taxonomy places the organism in Eukaryota, Metazoa, Chordata, Aves, Passeriformes, Viduidae. Gene Ontology annotation, molecular function: DNA binding; histone acetyltransferase activity. Gene Ontology annotation, cellular component: nucleosome; MOZ/MORF histone acetyltransferase complex. The transcript is spliced from 17 exons.